AUGGUGACAGGCAUCUGCGACCUCCCGGCGGACUGCCUGGCGCUGGUCGCGUCCCUGACCUCCCCCGGGGACGCGUGCAGGCUGGCGGCCACCGCCAUCGCGCUCCGGGCGGCUGCCGACUCCGACCAGGUCUGGGGGAGCUUCCUCCCGGCGGACUGCACCGACAUCCUCGCGCGGUGUAGUGCUGCCGGUGAUGAGCGCCGCCGGGAAGGAGAAACGAAUAAGGAGCUCUUCUCCCGACUCUGCGACUGCCCCGUCUUUCUCGACGGCGGCAAGCUGUGCUUAUUCGACUUCCUUUUGCCUACUUGUGUGGCUAAUUCUACAAAACAUAUUAUUUAUAAGCGCAACACACCACAACACAGUUCAACUGACCCCCUUUGGGUUCUUGGCAUCAGUGUGCAGCUGCGCUCUAGGGAGAUUCCGCGAGGUGGCGGCUCACUCAUAGAUGUUGUGGGUGACGUGGACGUCAUCAUGAACACCAAGAACCUCUCAGCUUCGAUAGAGGCUAUGUAG
This is a messenger RNA of Triticum turgidum subsp. durum (durum wheat), 513 nucleotides long. The record is from the annotation of a GenBank genome assembly. NCBI's taxonomy places the organism in Eukaryota, Viridiplantae, Streptophyta, Magnoliopsida, Poales, Poaceae.